This is a messenger RNA of Lingula anatina, 1137 nucleotides long. RefSeq names its product MICOS complex subunit mic25a. The record is from RefSeq and is a predicted model, not a curated record. Lineage: Eukaryota; Metazoa; Brachiopoda; Lingulata; Lingulida; Lingulidae. Gene Ontology annotation, biological process: inner mitochondrial membrane organization. Gene Ontology annotation, cellular component: MICOS complex.
CUUGGUGACCUUCGAGUGACCUCGUGUUGCGUGCUCGCCGCACCACGAUUUUUACGAUUUUUAUCAAAUUGCUUCAAAAUGGGUGCCGAUGAAAGUAAAGUGCGAGAUAUAACAAUAGAAAGGGUAGACGACCAAGAUGGGAAUAUAGGUGUCAUAAAGAUAACAGAUUCUGUGCUAAGAAGGUUAACAGGACAACCAGAAGUAGAAAAAGAUACGAGUUCAAGAUUAGGGAUUGAUGAUGGUGUUUCAGCAGAAAGUGCAUCAAAAGAAGCUGUUUCAAAAGAGACAAAAGCAUACAUAGAAAAAUUAGAAAAGGAGUUAGACACAUGUUACAGUGAAUUUGAUGAUGCAGCGAACAAAUUAAAGGAAGGGGAAAUAUGCAUUCCAUGUGAUUUAGCACAUGCGUUCUUUACCAGUAUGAAAGAAAGUGAUAAAAAAUUAAUAGAGCUUAGACCAAAGACGGCUAAAGUUGCCUCUCCUGUUUGUCAAGAUUUAGAAGAAAAAGUUUUACAGUGUUACCGUGACAACCCCAAUGCCACCGUGCUGUGUUCAGAAGUAGUAAAAGACUUCAGGAGCUGUGUAGAGAAAACUAAGAAGAAACUUCAAAUGCCAAAACCAGAUUCCAAAGAAGGAUGACAAGGCAUUUUCUGUAGACCAUAGACAAUGUACAUGGAGAGGACAAGUUACAUAAUAAAAAAGAACACCUAAAAGCAUGUUGUAGAUUUUAUGCUGGAUUGCACUGCUUUUUGUUUACAAAAGUGAGGACAAGCGGGGAAAAAAAAAUGGCUAAAAAGUCUGUAUUGAUUAUCUUUUAAGGAGAUUUUCAGCAACUUAAUUAGAGUUAAUAUUUACAAAACUGUUGCAAGGAAUGAAGACAAUUUCUCUAGAUACUGCAAUUUUAGCUGCUGAGAUAUGGAGAAUACUGCCUGGGAGAAGAAAAGUGAUUUCAGAAAGAUAAAAGAACUUUUCUACGGCACGCACGUUGGCAAGGAAAAAAAUGCAUGAAGAAACUGAAAAUCUGACUUUCAUUUUUUGCAGUGUCUUAAUAGGUAUAAGGCGCAUAUACCUGUACUGUAAUUACUGGAUUGUGAAGAAAAUGAGAUAUGAAAUAAAAAUCUGUUCACUUUAUAAGGAUAA